Molecule: messenger RNA, 1767 nt
Organism: Saccharomyces cerevisiae S288C
Lineage: Eukaryota; Fungi; Ascomycota; Saccharomycetes; Saccharomycetales; Saccharomycetaceae
Gene: ASH1
Product: DNA-binding transcription repressor ASH1
Exons: 1
Coding region: 1-1767 (588 amino acids)
Biological process (GO): regulation of DNA-templated transcription
Cellular component (GO): nucleus
Molecular function (GO): zinc ion binding; sequence-specific DNA binding
Source: RefSeq, marked reviewed
AUGUCAAGCUUAUACAUCAAAACACCACUGCAUGCAUUAUCUGCUGGUCCGGAUUCUCAUGCAAAUAGCUCCUAUUAUGACAAUCUUUUAUUGCCUUCAUUUUCCAAUUUAUCCAGUAAUAUCAGCAGGAACAAUAUCACAACCGAUAACAAUAUAAAUUCAGCAAGUCCUAGGAAGUAUUCGUUUCAUUCGCUCAAUGUGUCGCCAAUUCUUUCCCCAAUAUCUUUGGCUAACGAAAUACUUGGAAAAAAAUCAAAUACUGCACCAGCAUCGCCACAUCAUAUGGAUUACAAUCCAAUUUCCUCAUUAACACCAGGCAAUUCACCAGAAUUCAACAAGGCAAGCUUAUCUCAGAUUAGUUUUACAAAUCCAUUGAACUAUGGGUCUGGCUUAGGUUUUUCCUCUAAUUCACAACCUCGACUACCAUUGUUAGACAGGCUAUCGUCCGUCUCUUUAUCUAAGAGACCGGAGCGCCCACAACAAAGCCUACCAUCACUAAGGCAUCUGCAAUUAUUACCCAGUCCUCUUUUACAAGAAAACGCAGCACGCUUCCCUGAUACAUCAAAACGUACAUCUAAUUGGAAAACUGAUCUUACCCAUUGGUGUAAGGAUACAAACUAUCAAGACUAUGUUAAAAUACGCGAAGAAGUGGCUCAUUUCAAGCCAUUAAGUAUACCCAACUUAACUAAUAAUCAAAAUAAUGAUAGUUUCAAUUACGGCAAGGAAUUGGAAUCGACUAGGUCGUCCAAGUUCCAUUCCCCGUCUAAGGAAUCAUUUGAUCGUACCAAACUAAUUCCUUCGAUUCUAGAAGCUAAAGAUCAAUUUAAAGAUCUUUCCAACAAUGCAUGGAGUAUUACUCCUCCCGUCACACCGCCGAUGAGUCCACCAACCAAUAGAACCAUGGAGCGCACGACGCUUAGAGGAGUAGAGGCCUCUUUUUUUGAGGGGAAAUCCAGCAAUAACGAUUCAAUAUUCAAUCCAAUUAUUAGUGAAAAAUUGGUUCAAGAAGUUAAACAUCAAAGACAAUUACGUGGAAAUUCAUUUCCCAUGCCAAAUGCCAGUCACAAAAAGACGAACAGUUUCAAAGCUUUGCAAAUAAAAAAAUUGCUUGCGAAUAGAGACAUUCUAUCGAACAAUUCCAAAUCUAAUGUAAGGAAACCAUCUAAGAACAAAAUCUCAAAGCAAGCAUCAAAUGUUUUCGGUAACACUGCAAGACAAUUGGUGAUGAAACUCGACAACGCUAGUUACAGUUCUGUCUCUGCAUCUUCAUCUCCAUCUCCCUCCACACCGACGAAAAGUGGCAAGAUGAGAUCAAGAUCAUCCUCACCUGUGCGUCCCAAGGCAUACACUCCAAGCCCAAGGUCACCCAAUUAUCAUAGAUUUGCUCUCGACUCUCCCCCUCAAAGCCCUCGAAGAUCAUCAAAUUCAAGCAUAACGAAAAAGGGAAGUAGAAGGUCCAGUGGCUCAUCACCCACUCGUCACACCACAAGAGUGUGCGUGUCGUGUCAUUCGAGUGAUUCGCCCUGUUGGAGGCCAUCGUGGUCGCCAAGAAAGCAAGAUCAGCUAUGUAACUCUUGUGGUCUUCGAUAUAAAAAAACACAUACAAGAUGUUUGAACGAUUUAUGUCGUAAGAUCCCCACAAAGGGUGAAAUAAACAUUAUGAAAUCCAAUGGAAUAGACAAAGAAUUCGUCCCCGAACGCAACUGCGAAAUUGAAGGGUACCGUUGCUUAUUUUGUAAUUACAUAACUGAGACAGUAGAGAAUUGA